Ectocarpus sp. CCAP 1310/34 is the source of this 2384-nucleotide messenger RNA. Lineage: Eukaryota; Phaeophyceae; Ectocarpales; Ectocarpaceae. The record is from the annotation of a GenBank genome assembly.
AGAGCUUCGCCACCGACUGGUACACAGACACAGGCACCUCUUGUGUGUGGAGCUCUUCUUUCUGCGCCUUCCGGCUCGAAAAGAAGACGACAGGAAGGAUUGCUGCUUGGCCUUUGGGAAGCGAGAAGUAUCCUCUUGUUCAGCACCAGGCACAAGGCAAGGACGCCCGCGCACUGCAGUGAGCUGACGGAGCGUUUUGGCAAGGGGGAAGAAGUAUGGCCCCCCAACCAAGGGCGGCGCAGGUGUCCCCACCCAAGUCUUGGGACCAACAACAACAACAACCACCAGGCAGGGCGCUGGGCUCCCCUUCCUCAGCGGCAGCGCCCACUACCCUCGCAAGUGGAGCGGGAGGAGGGGGGCGGUACGCCCGAUCAUUGUCGUCCGUGAUUGGGCAGCCACAGCAGUUAGCGCAACAGCGCGGGGGGUUGCCGGUAAGGACGGCGGGAUCAGCACCUGCCGUGGCUGCCGGCAGCGGCGUUGCCGCAGGGGGCAUGAGUAGGCUCAGCUCCGUCGGCGGGCGCCCGGCGACUACCGGCGGAAACGUAGCAAGGGUUGCUUCGAGAGGGCCUUCCGGAGGGGAAGGCGCCGCUGCUGUUGUCUCGACGGCGCAGCAAGAUGUGGGGGCAGCAGAAGCAACAGCAGCAGGUGCGACCGCAGCGAACGGCGGCUUGGCCAACGGUACGUCGACUGCUCCUGUUGUUGGGCAUCAGCAACAACAGCAAGCGGGAAACGGGACAUACGGAGGCGUCCAGAGCGGGUAUGGGUCCACGGCGGGGAAUUACGGGCCAGCGAAUCGAUACGGAACUACGGGCGCGUACGGGGGCGCCGGCGGUUAUGGGAGCAGUUACGGGAGCUCUUACGGGGCUGGAGGGUAUGGAGGGUACGGAGGAUACGGUGGCGGCUACGGCGGCGGAAUGUCCUCGAUGUACGGCGGGGGUUACGGCUCCUACGGGGGAGGGAUGUACGGUGCAAGCCGAUAUGGGAUGGGCGGGAUGGGGAUGGGCAUGGGCAUGGGCGGUAUGGACCACCAGUACUCAUGGCUGCACAGCAUCCAGCACUUCACUUCAUCCUUGGGAUACCUGACAGAGAUGCUGGGGAUGAACACCCAGGCGAUCGGCUUCGUUUUCGCGAACUUGAUGGGCUUCCUCGAACACAUAGGCAACAGCCUGACGUCGAUACAGCCGUGGCGAGAGUUCCCGCCCGGCCACCCGAGACACGGAGAACCGCCGCCGACACCAGAGGAAGAGCGGCGACGCUUGAGUCGACUGAGAGUGCUGCGGUUUGCGCUUACUCUCGUCGUUGCUUACGCUGGUUUCCGAGCAUCUCGCGCAUUACACCGACUCAUCUCUGGGCGACAUCGACCGAGACCGGCGAUCGCGCAGGCAUCCUUGGAAGACAUUUACAGCUUGCAGCAGCGGGGGCGCGUAGGCGGUGGGAACGGACAAGCGAGGACGGCGGUUGGGGCGGCAGAUAGAAUGGGUAGACAUCAACAGAGGGGGAGGGCGGGGUGGGGGGGUGGGGAGUCCGCUGUUGCCGGGGCGGGAGCUGGAGGUGGGGGCUUUGGAGGUAGCGGGGAGGGGUUUGAUGGCAUGGAUCCUUGGAGCGGGUUUUGAUGUUUAUUGACGGUUCGCUGUGUGUUCGUGAAGUGAGUGAAGACAGAGACGAGAUUGUAUUCAAGUUUCGAUCUUCGGAGACAUUUUGCACUGUUGCAUUUGGCAAGACUGCUUGUUAAAUCCUUUGUUUAGAUGUGGUCUGUGGUUCGCUGUCGGGCGAGUGAUUGAUAGUUUUGGUACCUGUCUUCUGUUGUCAGUGUGCCACUGUUUUCUGCCGUGUACCAUGAUCAAUACCGCGCGGAACCUUCUUGAGCGAUUGCUUGAUCGAGUUUUUGGUCGAGAUAUCUGUCCGAGCGCUGAAUGACGCACGGAGUGCAGGUAGAAGCGUGACUCAUGGGUGAAAGUCCUGUCCGUGACCCCCCAAAGUAGAAGUUCGGGUGCAUGAGAGAGCUUGCUCGGCGAGAGCUUGCAGUGACAAUGUGCUCGGCUGACGUGGGAUUGCGCAUGCCUCGUUUUCGUACGUCCGGGUACCGUAGUGUGCUUCCGAAAGGUGCGGCUGAGCCACCGGAUCCUGGUGUCUGCUCUCGUGGUUUGUGGUGUUCAGUCUUGUCUACCCCCAUCAUCUUCGUCCCGUCCAUCACGUCCGCAAAACUGCGGUUAAAUCUCGAAUGGGAAGUCUUUCUGUGUGUGUAUUCUUGUACUUUUCCUGAGGAUGUAGCAUUACCCAAACCGUAUCGUUGCCGCUUCAAAAAUGUCAUGCUCGGGCCGCACACCCCGCGCUCUUAGUUACUUGCGAAAGGACGGUGCUUCGUCUGUUUCACGUUGCGACCU